AGAGAGAGAGAGAUGAAAGAGACAGCGACCCUUUUGACACCUUGGCUAGCUGGGCUUGCCAUGGUUGCCCUCUUGAAGCUGAUUGGACAUUUCCCUCCAGUCCUUUAUGAGCAAAGGAAUCCGAAAACACUCACUCGGGUCAUCACUGAUCAGUGAAGUUGCUCUGUUUCUUCUUCCCCUGUUUCGAGUUGAACGGCGGCGAUGAUGGAGGACAGUGACGGGCCGGACACGGUGGUCAACAACAGAGUCUACGUCGCGGUGGGGAGGGACGUGCGGGAGAGCAAGUCGACCCUUUCGUGGGCAUUGGAGAAUUUCGGUGGCGACUUUCGCAUCAUUCACGUUCAUCGACCUCACCGGCUGAAUCCAUCUACACGCCCCUCUUAUGGUAGUGGAUCCAGGAAUCCUCAAGAACUUGCAAGGCAAGAGAUGGACAGCAUUCUGGAUGAGUACAUUCACGUGUGUAACCAAGCAGAGGUUCGUGCUGAGAAAAGAUUCAUUGAGAUGCUAGAUAUAGGAAGAGGGAUUGUGGAACUCAUCGAGCAGCAUGCCAUCACGAAGCUUGUCAUGGGAGCAGCUGCAGACAGACGCCAUUUUGAGGGGAUGACACAACUCACAUCCAAGAAAGCGAAAUUUGUAAACCAGCAUGCACAUCCAUCUUGUUCCAUUUGGUUUGUCUGCAAUGGGCACCUAAUCUACUCAAGCGAAGGUGAUUUAGACACUUUCCAUAUGGACAUCACACCAUCAGUAUUACAAGGUAGUUCUGUUGAUGAAUCUGGACUACAAAAUGUAAGGAGUCCUUUUGGUUCAGUUCAUUCAAGCUCCAACUCUAGUGAAGUCGAAGACGAUCUAGCCUCGGUCCGGUAUGAAAGGGGUGAGAGGAGUAAUUGUAUUUCUGAAUCAAAUUCCAUGCGUGCAUAUGGAAUGCUUAAAGCACUUGAAGAUAUAUACAAUGGGCAGCUAAGAGUGAGGAAAGAUCUUGAGGAAUCGCUAGCAAUAGAAAAAGAAGCAUUCAAAGAGCUGAAGAAUCAAUACGAGGAACUGGAGAUGCUGUACGAUGAUGCUCUGAAAGCUAACUCUGAACUCUUGGCUAACCAAACAAGCGAACCCUCCAGUGCACAUGGACAGAACUUCAUUUCUGAGUUUUCUUGGUACGAAUUAGAGGAAGCUACCCACAGUUUUGAUCCAUCGUUAAAGAUCGAGGUAGGGGAGUAUGGGAGAACUUAUAAAGGUUUGCUUCAUCACAUGCAAGUGGCCAUAAAGAUCCCGCACCGCUGCAAUUACCGGAAGGAGGUUCAACUUGCGACGAAGUCGAGGCAUCCUAAUUUGGUAACCCUCAUUGGAGUCUCCCCGGUUGCUUCGGCUCUCAUUUAUGAGUACCUCCCGAAUGGCAGCCUUGAAGACCAACUCAGUGCCAGGGACACCAGCAACCAUCUGUCUUGGCAAACUCGAAUACGUAUUUGUGCAGAUAUAUGUGCCGCGCUUAUGUUUCUUCAUUCUUACCACGGUAUAGUACAUGGCGAUCUGAAACCGGGUAAUAUUCUUCUUGACUCCAACUUCGCGGCCAAAAUAACCAACUUUGGAUUGCAUUCUGCCCCGUCUCAUUCCCCCACGGCAGGAGAAUUGUCUUUUGCCUCUGAUGUUUAUUCAUUUGGUAAUGUGUUACUGCGGUUACUCACUGGAAGAUCGGCCCUGGAUCUAGAUGAAGUGAUGCAAAACGAGUUAGAUGCAGGGAAUCUAGGUGCCUUGUUGGAUCCCACAGCAGGGCACUGGUCAUUGGAGCAAGCCACGGAGCUGGCUCACCUGGCAUUAAGCUGCUGUAACAUUGAUAGUGAUAAUCGACCGGAUCUUGGGACUCAGGUGUGGCCGGUACUUGAACGGAUGCGAACCCGUUGUGAAGCCUCUUCAUACAGUCGGUCCGGUCCAGAAGAGCCCAGCCAGCCUCCACAUCACUUCAUCUGUCCAAUCUCCUGCGAAAUCAUGCAAGAUCCUCAUGUGGCGGCGGACGGUUUCACUUACGAAGCAUCGGAAAUAAGGCGCUGGCUUAGCAGCCGCAAUGCUUCGCCCAUGACGAAUCGUCCGCUUUCGACCCUCGAUCUUUUCCCGAACCAGACUCUCCGUUCAAUGAUUCAAGAGUGGCUGCAAAACCAUUGAACUGUUGAAAAACUUUGUUGAAAACUGCAUGGAAUCUAUUUCAACUGCAGCUCUAGAUCCUGUAAAUAGAUGAUAUUGUGGAAACAUUACUUCUCACCAAGAUGCUUCGCAAGAAAACAAGGACACCGGAGAGGUGAGAUGGAUGGCUAAGUGAAUUGGAAGUCCGGUUCCUCGAUCCGAAAAGUUAGAUCCCUUCUGAGAUCGGCGUGCCUUGGGCGUCUGUGUUUCGCUCAUCUUUCGCCCUUAGUUGGUAUUUCCUUGGAUAAGCUCUCGUUACCCUCUUCCGUUGCUUAGGCGACCUGUAUAAUAUUGCUUGUAAAAUAUAGCUCGUAAAAAAUAACAUCGUUUUCAUUUGGAAUAAGAGCACGAGUAGUCCCCGACCUUUAGACUAA
Messenger RNA from Syzygium oleosum, 2543 nucleotides. Its product is annotated as U-box domain-containing protein 33-like. NCBI's taxonomy places the organism in Eukaryota, Viridiplantae, Streptophyta, Magnoliopsida, Myrtales, Myrtaceae. Gene Ontology annotation, biological process: protein phosphorylation; protein ubiquitination. Gene Ontology annotation, molecular function: ATP binding; protein kinase activity; ubiquitin-protein transferase activity. The transcript has 8 exons. The record is from RefSeq and is a predicted model, not a curated record. The coding region runs from base 202 to 2151 and encodes 649 amino acids.